AUUUCUGCCUCAACGAUGAACAGGUUCAAUACUCACCUUUCUUAAUCCUCCAUUUUCCCUUAAUUCUAUCUUCGGUUGGUUUUUAUGCGUUUUUCUAAUUUGAAUCACUGUCUUUGUAAUCAGUUUUUUUUAAAUUUGAGUUGUUUUCUUUAUCUUUAGCUAAUCAAUUGAUGGUGGGUUGCUUAUUAGUUCUGUUGUUCCUAGUUUUGAGAAACUACUGUUGUUAAAGUUUCAAUCUUUUGUCGGUGAUCUCAUGUUUGUUGUGUCUGUCAAGUUCUGCAAUCUCUUAACUUUAUAGGAAAUUGGAUCCCUUGUUUGUUUUGUGCAAUUUAGAUUAGAGUCCAUCUUGGAAUGUUGAAUUUGUAUCUAUUUAUUACUAUCCAGCUUACUUGGAUAUUAGAGAAGAUUAUUAUAUAAUGAUGCUAUGUCUAAGGACAGGGUGCUCGCAAGGAAUCUUAGGACAAGUGUCUGUGGAACAAGGAUUUUGCAGAGGACUUGUUCGACUGUUGUGACACAUGAUGUUUCUACUUCUUGUUCCAAUGAGAGCAAUGCAUUAAAUAAUUCCACUGACGAUGGUCCACAACAUGACAUUGCUAUUGUUGGUGGUGGAAUGGUUGGAAUCGCUUUAGCUGCUUCAUUGGCCAGCAAGCCAUUGACAAAGCACUUGAAUGUCGCUAUUAUUGACAAUAAUCCUCUUUUGGGGAGAAGAAAUAUCAUAGAGAAAGGGCAUCAACCUGAUCCCAGAGUCAGUACAGUCACACCUGCAACAAUAUCCUUCCUCAAAGAUAUUGGUGCCUGGAAAUACAUUGAGCAACAGCGACAUGCGUAUUUUGAUAAGAUGCAGGUAUGGGACUAUACAGGCCUUGGAUAUACAAGAUACAAUGCUAAUGAUGUACAUCAAGAUGUUUUGGGGUGUGUAGUGGAGAAUAAAGUUCUUCAGAGUUCUCAGCUAUCUUGUGUACAGGAAUCAGAUCUCCAGAAGACUGUUUAUCCCGCGAGGUUAAAUGCGAUGGAUAUGCUACCUAGCUCUUCGUUGACAGGUCUUGGUGAAGUACCAUCCACAACAGACUUGUUCAUGCGAGGACGCCUUGCUAAGCUGGAGCUAAGCGAUGGAAAUCGCGUCUACGCAAAACUGGUGGUAGGCGCUGAUGGGUCUAAGUCGCGAGUAAGGGAGUUGGCUGGGAUCAAAACGACUGGAUGGAACUACUCACAGAACGCUAUAAUUUGUACUGUUGAGCAUACAGCCGAAAACUACACAGCAUGGCAACGGUUUUUACCCAAUGGCCCAAUCGCACUUCUUCCCAUUGGUGACAAGUUUAGCAACAUAGUAUGGACCAUGGACCCAAAAGAGGCAUCAGAUCGAAAAUUGAUGAACGAGGAUGACUUCAUCAAAGCUGUAAAUGAUGCUCUGGAUUCUGGAUAUGGUCCUAAUCCAGAGACUACAAGUUCACGGGAUAGUCUCUCUUGGCUUACAGGAGAUGCGACCAUAUCUGCCAAAGAGAGGUUUGAAACUCCUCCCAAGGUUGUGAAGCUUUCUUCAGAGAGAAUGAUGUUCCCUUUGUCUUUAAGGCACGCAAAAGACUAUGUGUCAAAACGUGUGGCUCUUGUUGGUGACUCAGCUCAUACAGUUCACCCGUUGGCUGGUCAAGGAGUAAAUCUAGGAUUUGCAGAUGCGUGUGCUCUCUCCAAAGCUAUAGCAGAGGGCAUUGCUCUUGGUACUGAUAUAGGCGAGGCGAAUCUGCUCAAACGUUAUGAAGCAGAGAGAAAACCUGCAAAUAUAGCAAUGAUGGCGGUUUUAGACGGAAUCCAGAAGAUGUACUCGUUGGAUUUCGGACCGCUGAAUGCUCUAAGAGCAGCUGCAUUCCACGGGGCUCACUACAUUUCGCCGCUUAAAAAGCGUAUCAUAUCUUAUGCUUCAGGAGAGCAAUCUUUGCCGCUAUUUUCUUGAAGAAUGCGAGGGAUUGUUCGCUUUGUUCUCAAAAUACUCUGCAUCAUCUCUUCUUUUGCCUUAUAUAGAAAUUUAAUGGUGACUGAAAACAGCUCCCAGAGCCCAUGUUUUAAAUAAGUCUGUUGUAUUUAGUUUUUUAUGUUUCAGUCAAUAAAAUACUAAAAUGUUACAUAAUCUGAUAUCAAAACAAUGUAAAAUGUGAAUACUGUGAUUUAAAUUUUGAUGUCCAACACUGCCACAUAAGGAAGGCAAAGUCAUUGUUCC
Arabidopsis thaliana (thale cress) is the source of this 2212-nucleotide messenger RNA. RefSeq names its product FAD/NAD(P)-binding oxidoreductase family protein. Lineage: Eukaryota; Viridiplantae; Streptophyta; Magnoliopsida; Brassicales; Brassicaceae. Gene Ontology annotation, molecular function: flavin adenine dinucleotide binding; oxidoreductase activity, acting on paired donors, with incorporation or reduction of molecular oxygen, reduced flavin or flavoprotein as one donor, and incorporation of one atom of oxygen; FAD binding. The transcript has 9 exons. Gene Ontology annotation, cellular component: mitochondrial inner membrane; extrinsic component of mitochondrial inner membrane. The record is from RefSeq and is marked reviewed. Gene Ontology annotation, biological process: ubiquinone biosynthetic process. Bases 425 to 1948 code for a protein of 507 amino acids.